ACAGAUGGUAAGGAGUGCAUUAGCAAUAUACUCCCGCAUUUACUUCCCCUGAAUCGCCACGCACUGAUCAGUGUGUACCGCUUAGAAUGAGUUAUCACACAAAGUAAUCACAUUAUUUUAUUUUGGGUCCAACACAUGCAGUCAAGUCGAAAACGGCAAUCAUUGAUGUCUAUUGCGUUUACUCUUCGCUGAACGAACGUGAAGCCUCCAGUAGAAAUAAUUUUACGGAUAAAUGGCCGCUGCUCAAGUUCAUAGGAUGAAAAUAUUGAGCCUGUACAGAGAAAUGCUACGGGAAGCCCAGAAAUUCACUGGAUAUAAUUACAGGACGUAUGCAGUGAGGAGGAUACGAGAUGCCUUUCAAGAACACAAAGCAGAAACAAAUCCAGAGCUUAUAGAAGGAUACAUCAAGAAGGCUGAGGAUAAUUUGAACAUUAUCAGAAGACAGGCCACUAUCAGCCAACUUUACAGGGAACCUAAGCUGGUUAUUGAAAGUGAUUCAGUGAAGACAAGCUAACCAAAGAAAGUGUCAACUUCUGGACAGUUUCCUAUGCAAAUAACAAGGAUGAUGUAAGUGACAGUAUCUGAGGAUUUGGGGAAGCAAUAUUUUGACUCCCAAAUAUUACUUGUCUCUUCUGAUGAAGAACUUGUUUCCCAUUUUAAUCAGAGGGAGAGGAUACCAGAUGAAAGAAUGAUUGCAUCAUUGCAGCUAUGGAAUAGAAUGAGAUGGAGACAAAUAUUUCAUGAAUUUUUAGUUUGAGGUGUGCUUGUUCCUAAGCUCAUAAUGUGUACAUGUGUCAUGUGCAUGUUACAUGUCAUCAAUUUUUAACAUGCUGGCAUUUCAUUUAAAGUGGGGAGGGUGGGUUCAAAACAAGGUAAAUGAAUAGAUAAAAAAUAUUCAAAGGAUUUUUGAUGAACAUCAAAAUUUUAUAUGACACCUGUCAUCAAUAGUGAAAAUGAAAAGGUUGUCAUUUGACCCAGAUGCUUUUUCCCAGAUUUGCCAUGAGAUAUGUACUUGUUUAUUGUUUAAACUUUGAUAGGUGAAAGUGGAAUGUAUUUUUUAAUAAUUAUCUUUACCCAAGAUUCUCCUUUUUUCUGAAUAUUUCUGGAUAUGGCUGUAUUCAAGCAGCUAAGCAUUGGUCUAUGGUCAUAAUAAAGAAUUAAGAAUCCGUUCAAAACAAAAUCAUGAAAACAGGCCUGCAUGAAAAGCUAGAAUUAGUGUGUUUUGGAUAAUUAUUUUGAAGAUUCUAGAUAGCUAAAAUUCACUUGAACAAUGGAGAUUCAAUCCUUCGUGAAUGAAGUCAUUAUAUAGCCUGCAUCUUUUUCUGGCAUGCACUUACAUCACUUACAUUCAUCAGGUUUAAACUAUAAUUCCUGGUUCAAACUAUGGACCUACAUGGUCAAAUUAUGCAGUAGUGUGGCAGUAUCAAGACUUGAAUGUGGGAGGAUCAACAUUGAUAAAUUUCACUGGAACAGUCUCCCACAAUCGGUCCCACAAUCGGUCACACUGAGUGUGUGUGUUGUAUCAGAUUUUUGAUGUAUGACUUUUGCUUCAUGAUAUUAGUUUAAAGGUGCAAGAUCCUGGCGCUGUUGGACAAAACGUGUACUCACCACCAUCUUCAUUACGAAGAUCAUCAAGGUAAUUUUGCAUGCAGCUGUCAAUGACCAGCCAGUCGCGCAGCACGUGCAAAUACGCUAUACUGCUUUUGGCUACAUCGGCAUUGGUCCAAAUAUCUGCUGACCUCACUUCACACAGCAGAAGGAGGCAGAACCAACCUGCCAAGAUCUUCAAACAGCAGCCGGAGUGUAUGCGAACUGAGAAUCCUCAGAGCUUGGGCAUUCAGAAGAUGGCAUCUGCGUAACCAUGAUAACAUUGGUGUCAGUGGGCAGCUAGUGCCUUCCGCGUUGUUUACCUAUUUUAAACAUCUCCCUCUUUAAUGUAAUGCUUUCAAAACGCAAAAUAGUGCCUAAUAUUCCAUGAAUUUAUUUAUUCAAUUUAAAAUUUUGAAUUCAAAAUUCAAAAAUCCAAUGGCAAGUAUUCAACACAAAAUACAGAAGUCAAUAUGAAUACCAAGAAGAUGUAGCGUCUUCUAUAUACAUAAUGAUGACAAAUGAUAAAUAUGAAAUGUUAUAGGCAUGUGUAAAAUAUAAAGGUGUUCUUGAAUUAAUGUCAAUCUUCUAGCUGUAAUAUUAUGUGAUCCUUGAGCUACCAGAAUAUCUCCCCCAUAUAUCAAACCUUAAUGAAUAUAGUACUGAAGGCAAUUUUCUACCAUCAUGAACAUAUUGUAAUGAUUUAUGCAAGGAAUGAAUUGCUUUUGGAACUCUUCUUGUCUUAUUAAUGAGUUAUAUUUUAGAACAUAGUAUGCUAUUUAGAGUUAAUACGAUGAAAGCCACUAAGAGAAACUAAUAAAAUCUGCAGCAAAGACUAGUCUCCCCAUUACUACAAUAACCUGUUUUAACUAGUUGUUAGCAUACAUAUUACUCUUUGAACCAGCAAUUUACAGUGUAUGUGAAAGAAAUUUCUUCUAGCAGAAAUACAUCUAUGUCAGCAAUUAAAAAAAUAAUUGAAUGUAUACUUACUCGCAUAAAAAUUCAUGAUAAUGUGAUAAAAAGGAUAUUACAGGGCAUAAUAUUCAGGAUCUAUAGUGAUAAUGUUAAAUUUAGCUGUUGCUUUUGUUAUAAUCUAAAAACCAAACAAGCAAGAAAACAAACAGCAAGUUGUUGGAUGGUCUUUGUAAGCCACAUUGUUUUUUAAUAAAAAAUAUUGAGGGGGAUGAAGUUUUGGGUCUGUUUCACUGAUUCUGAAUAGUUUGCAUGCAAAUGAAUCAAACAAGUCAAAAGUUGUCAACUAUCUUUAAAUGAAUACAUGUGUAUUUUUUAAUCAGAUUUUUUUGGUGCAGUGUAUUUUUUCUUCCUUUUUUCUUUCAAUUUAUCCUCUUCAAUGUGCUCAUUCCUGAUUAAAAGAGGUUUUUGUAAAAAAAAAAAAUAUAUAUAUAUAUAAUAGAGAGACAAGUAAAAUGUGAUUCAAUGAAUUUGCUAGAAAAUCAAAGAAGUUAGAUGCAAAUUAUGUUUAUACCCUUUGUGUUUUUGCACUUGCAAAAUUGAUAUUGAAUGAUUGAGCGAUCAUUACACACCUAUUUUUUUUUAAAGUAAUGAAUGGUAAAAAUAUAGGCUAAAACAGCAUACAUACAAGAUACACAAUUGACUGAGGUUUCAUUUAGGUUUGAAAAUAUUUUGCAUUGCUGAACUGGCCAGUAUACUAUGUGUAUUUCAUUUAUUUCUCAAAGCAGAGAGGUCCAAAGCUGUCAUUGAUGCAAUUCUUGUGUAUUUUGACACAAAUUUGCCACCUUAUUUGAACUUCCCAAUCCAAAGUCUAUUUUUUGUUUUGUUUUAUUACACUGGUUUUAGUGGUUCAGUGUAAGAAAGUAUGUGUACAUAAAAUUAUGAUCAAAAUUAAUCUUUUAUUGAUACAGUAGUAAAAAUUGAAGUGAGCAUGAUUGUUUCAGUUGCAUCAUACGUACAGGGUAAUAUGAGUGGGUGUACAUUUCCAAAGACUCAUUGUAUUUCAUAAAUAAUCUUUGGAAUUGUACCCUUACCUCAAAUCUUGAUAAACUAAGAAGUCAAAGUUCACAUUGAAAGAGCCAAGGAGUGAAUGCAUAUUAUGCAAAUUGGUAGAUUAUUCCUUAAAGGCAGUGUGAUUUGUGAAACCCGACUAUGUGUUCACUGACUUUGCAUGAAGUUAGGAGUUGUAAAGGUCCUUCUAUUGCUUACACGGGUCCAGUAACACAGUUACACAGAGCUGAUUGGUUUAUGGUACGAUUGAUUUUCAUGAUCAUUCUCAAUUGUUGUCCAUGCAAUCGAUUGUUAAGCUUUAUGUUGUGUGGCCCUAAUUUGUUGAUGUUUUGGGGAGUUGCCUGCUUUCCAUCUAAUAUUGUCUUCAGGGGCCCGUCUCACAAAGAGUUGCGAUUGAUCCAAUCAAUCACAACUAUGGACGGCCAGCAACGUCAACAUCCAUUGUGCAUGUUCGUUCAAAAUAUUUUCUAUGAUGUAUGUUAAUGCAUUCAUUGUUUUCUCUUUGUUUACAAGGACAUAAUGCAAAUUUCCUGUAGAAAAAUUUAUGACACUGGUGGAUUUCCAUAGAGUUACGGUUGAUUGGAUCAAUAGUAAAUCUUUGUAAGAUGGGGCCCGUCAUAUGAUGAUGCAUUACCUUUUAAUUUGGAUCAUUUGUUAUCAUACCAAGUUUUGUGAAACAGUCCCAUGGUUUAUGUACUGCCUGUAUUAACACUUUGAAAAAUCACUCAGCAGUGUUUUGCACCUCACUCUGUCCAUGGACCAUGCUCUGUCAUAUCUGCACAAAGUCACAAAUCACAAGCAUAAGAAAAUAGCUUUUUUUUCUUCUUAAUGCCAUCUGGGUAUCCAAAGAUAAAUUAAAUUUGAAUAUUGAUUCCUGAUAAAAGUGAAAGUAACAGAAAAUUUGCCACCGGGAAUAUGUGUUCACACUUUGGCCCUUUCCAAUUUUAUUUUGGCUCUAGUUUUCUCAACCUAUCUGGUAUAUUGUAUUGAAGAGCUGUAACAUUUUUGAAUACUUUCUAUAUUCUAUAUAUGUUUUGGGGUAAGAUGUUACUUGUUGUUAAGCAAGUAAAUGUAACCAAUUGAUAUGAGAAUAAAAUACAAAUAAAAAACUGGUAAAGAUUA
Molecule: messenger RNA, 4692 nt
Organism: Lytechinus pictus (painted urchin)
Lineage: Eukaryota; Metazoa; Echinodermata; Echinoidea; Temnopleuroida; Toxopneustidae
Product: LYR motif-containing protein 4-like
Exons: 3
Coding region: 233-514 (93 amino acids)
Biological process (GO): iron-sulfur cluster assembly
Cellular component (GO): L-cysteine desulfurase complex; mitochondrion
Source: RefSeq, a predicted model, not a curated record